UCCCUCCCUCUCUUUCUCUGAUGUUUCCUCUUCUCCAAGAAGAAACUGAAACAUUCAAAAAACCCUAUUUCUCUCUCUCUCUCUCUCUCCCUCUCAAAACUCCUUCAAGGCUUCUAGCAGAGUAGUCGUAGUUGACCCAGACUCCCUCCACUCCCCACCUCUUAAAUAUAUACUCUCUUUUUCUCUAAUUUCGCUUAUAUUCCCAGUCUUAUUUUCUGUGUGUAUGUACCAGCGAAGAAGAAGAAGCAAUUAAGAUGAACGACCUCUUCUCUUCCGGCUCCUUCUCUGGGUUCCGAGGCCAGCAGGUCUCCUCCGACCAUCACGUCAUCGAGAUGUCCUCCACGGUCGUCCACCUCGACAAGUUCUUCGAGGACGCCGAUUCCGUGAAGGACGAGCUCAAGGAGCUGGACCGCCUCAACCACGCUCUCCGUAGCGCGCACGAGCAGAGCCAGACCCUCCACAACGCCAGGGCCGUCAAGGACCUCCGCUCCCGCAUGGACGCCGACGUGGCGCUCGCUCUCUUGAAGGCGAAGCUCGUCAAGGCCAAGCUCGAGGCCCUUGACCGCUCCAACGCCGACCACUGCAGCCUCCCUGGCUGCGGACCGGGUUCUUCGUCGGACCGGACCCGGACCUCCGUCGUGAACGGGCUCCGGAAGAAGCUCAAGGACUCCAUGGACAGCUUCAAUGGCCUGAGGCAGCAGAUUUCCUCAGAGUACCGGGAGACUGUACAACGGAGGUACUUCACAGUCACCGGUGAAAAUCCUGAUGACAAGACCGUUGACCUUCUCAUCUCCACAGGUGAGAGUGAGACAUUCUUGCAAAGAGCGAUUCAAGAGCAAGGCAGGGGCAGAGUUUUGGACACCAUACAAGAGAUUCAAGAGAGGCACGAUGCGGUGAAGGAGAUGGAGAAGAAUCUGAAAGAGCUACACCAGGUGUUCCUUGACAUGGCCGUCCUGGUCCAGGCCCAAGGCGAGCAAUUAGACGACAUCGCCCUCCACGUGGAGAGGGCUCAUUCGUACGUUAAAGAUGCGGCCCGUGAGUUGCAGGGUGCCAGGGCGUACCAGAAAAACACCCGGAAAUGGAGCUGUUGUGGCAUUUUACUUUUGUUGGUCAUCAUCGUGUUUCUGUUGGUGCUCCUUAAGAUCUUUAAUGUCAUAUAAUAGAGCCAUUGAUAUUCAGCUACCUACGAGAGUAUUGUACUUAAAUUAUCGUGUUUUUUUUU
Messenger RNA from Alnus glutinosa, 1222 nucleotides. Its product is annotated as syntaxin-121-like. Bases 255 to 1160 code for a protein of 301 amino acids. Gene Ontology annotation, cellular component: plasma membrane; endomembrane system; SNARE complex. Gene Ontology annotation, biological process: intracellular protein transport; vesicle fusion; exocytosis. Lineage: Eukaryota; Viridiplantae; Streptophyta; Magnoliopsida; Fagales; Betulaceae. Gene Ontology annotation, molecular function: SNAP receptor activity; SNARE binding. The record is from RefSeq and is a predicted model, not a curated record. The transcript has 2 exons.